AUGAAAAUCAUCAAACGACCUGGCCAACAAAAUCCUGCCUCAGAGGCUGAAGCCAAAAUGAUGAACAAAGCAAUACCAUUGAGAAAGACAUCAUGGAGGUUCUUGUUUAUUGUUUUAGUGAGUUUGGGAAGUGUGUUUGCAGGAGCUGAAACCGCCCACCGAAUAUUCAAACCCGAUAUUACCAUCAAACCUGAUUUACCAUCAUUGCGUUCGGAAAAGAAGAGCUCCACGAAUUAA
This is a messenger RNA of Naegleria fowleri, 237 nucleotides long. RefSeq lists its product as uncharacterized. NCBI's taxonomy places the organism in Eukaryota, Heterolobosea, Eutetramitea, Acrasida, Naegleriidae. Bases 1 to 237 code for a protein of 78 amino acids. The record is from RefSeq and is a predicted model, not a curated record. The transcript has a single exon. Gene Ontology annotation, biological process: mitochondrial respiratory chain complex III assembly.